GCCCGCCCCCCGCCACCCCCCUCCGCCGCCUCUCGCCGGACACUGGUGUCUCCUCUCUCCGGCCGCUUCUCUCUCCGUCGCUCUCCGAACGCGACAAAGAAAGAAGGAAAAAUCCCAUCUUGCGGCCCGCCUUUUCGCUGCCCAUUUCCCCGUCGUCUUCUCCGCCUUUUCGCUCCGAGUCCCUCGUCGCCUCUUGCCCAGCUCCGCCGCUUCCCGCCGUCCGCUUCCGGCGGCGGAACGACUGGGGAGCGACGUCGCCGUCCCCUUUUCCCGGCAGCUUCCGCAAUAUGUGAUCCGAGAACCCGGAAGAGAAAGGCGGCGUCUUUUCGUACGCUGUCUGGUUUUGGUGCCCGCUCGCUGGUUGGGUUCUCGUCGAAUCUAGGGUUCUUGUCGGAAUGGCCAAAGUGGGUACCCCUUUCCCGCCCGGGGAAGACGGGUCGGCCAACCAGCAGUACUCGUUCGCAUUGGAGUACGAGGGUCCCCCCGUGAGCCGGGAUCUCCCCCGGGCCGUCCCCAUCAACCUCAAGCAAAUCCCCGUCGCCGCCGUGGUCGCGCAGGUCUCCAUCGCCGAGAAGCUCGCGCUCCCCGUCGUGCAGCCCAUCGCGGCCGCCGCUGCCGACCCUUUGGCCAAGAAGCGCUCCCGAGAGCUGGGCGCCUCGAAUUCCACGGUCUCGCCCACUUCGGUCAUCGAGAACAGCCGGGAGCGCGCGUCGAAGGAGCUCGAUUCGGCCUCGGAGAUCGCGGUGUCGCCCGUGGCGUCGGGAAUAAUUGCGCCGGGGCCGAGGGGCGGGGGCAAGUCGUCGGGUGAGUUGAGUAGCUCGGGGGCGCUGGAGUUCUCUAACGGCAACUGUUUGUCUGGAGAGUUGUCUGAUGUCGUGAGUAGUUCGCACGGUUUGGAGUCGUCGUCGUUAAGCCACGAGCAUUCGCAGGAGUUGUUUAAUGGGGCGCAGAGUUGUAGCACCAUAGAGUUUUGUGAUAGUUUCGACAAAUCGGGGGAAAGCUCUCGGGCAUUUAGAGUUUGUUUAGAGUGCCCAUCUUCUCGGAAGACUGGGGAUUGUACCGAGUCUACUCCUGAUCUUAGAAGAAACCCUGUUGUGACGUUUAAUGACCUCGAAUCGGAUGGUGGUCUUGAAGAGGAGUUUAGCAGGGAGGAACAAGAAGUUGUUCGUGCCAAGAGACAACCUCAAAGUAAAGGAAAGAAAGGAUCUUGCUAUCGAUGCUUUAAAGGGAACCGGUUUACUGAAAAGGAGGUUUGCCUUGUUUGUGAUGCAAAAUAUUGCAGUAAUUGUGUGCUUAGAGCAAUGGGGUCAAUGCCGGAAGGGAGGAAAUGUGUUUCUUGCAUUGGCUUUCCUAUUGAUGAGUCUAAGCGACCGAAUUUGGGUAAGUGCUCUCGAAUGCUUAAACGGUUGCUUAACGAUUUAGAGGUCAGGCAAAUUAUGAAGGCCGAGAAGUUGUGUGAAGCAAAUCAGUUACCUUCAGAGUAUGUGUUUGUAAAUGGGAAACCUCUUUGCCCGGAGGAGCUGCUAAUGCUACAGACUUGUCCAAGCCCGCCGAAGAAGUUAAAACCUGGGAAUUAUUGGUAUGAUAAAGUAUCUGGAUUAUGGGGAAAGGAGGGAGAGAAGCCUUCCCAGAUAAUCAGUCCCCAUCUCCACGUUGGGGGUCCAAUUUUGCAGAAUGCUAGCAACGGAAAUACCCAAGUGUUCAUAAAUGGUAGAGAGAUCACAAAAGUGGAACUCAGAAUGUUGCAGUUGGCUGGAGUUCAGUGUGCUGGUAACCCUCACUUUUGGGUGAAUGAGGAUGGAUCGUACCAGGAAGAGGGACAAAAGAAUACGAAAGGUUAUAUCUGGGGCAAGGCUGGGACAAAGCUAUUAUGCGCUUUCUUGUCACUUCCAGUGCCUUCUAAAUCUUCUGGUUCUUAUGUGGAAGAAUCGAACAGCCUACUGAGCAGAAGUGUUCCCGACUAUGUUGGGCAGAGAAUGCUUCAGAAGAUUCUUUUAGUUGGAAAUAGUGGAUCUGGAACUAGUACAAUAUUCAAGCAGGUUAAACUUCUCUAUGAUGAUGUCCCUUUCUCACCUGAAGAGCGUGAAAAUUUGAAGAUCACUAUUCAGGGUAACGUAUAUACCUAUCUCGGGAUACUUCUUGAAGGCCGUGAACGUUUUGAAGAGGAAAGUUUGUCUCACAUGAGGAAAAACCAUUCUUCUGGUGGCAACGAUCAUAUAGAACAUCAAGAGGAAAAGUCAAUAUAUUCCAUUGGACCACGCCUGAAAGCCUUUUCAGACUGGAUGCUAAAAACCAUGGUGUCGGGCAAUCUGGAAGCUAUUUUUCCGGCUGCCACACGUGAAUAUGCCCCACUUGUGGAGGAGUUAUGGAAUGAUCCCGCCAUUCAGGUCACUUACAGCCGAAAAAAUGAGCUGGAAACGCUACCUACUGUAGCCAACUACUUUUUAGAGCGGGCUGUUGACAUUCUGAGGUUGGAUUAUGAUCCCUCAGAUACGGAUAUUCUGUAUUCUGAAGGUGUGAUGUCAUCAAAUGGACUUGCUUGUGUGGACUUCUCGUUUCCCCAGUCUGAUUCUGAUGACUGUACCGAUUCAAUGGAUCAGCAUGAUUCUAUGCUUAGGUACCAACUAAUCAGAGUGAACGCGAGAGGCCUUGGAGAAAACUGCAAGUGGCUAGACAUGUUUGAAGACGUUGGUCUAGUCACCUUCUGUGUUGCCUUAACCGACUACAAUAAGUGUACUCCCGAUGCAAAUGGGUCCUUGAUGAACAACAUGAUAAUGAGCCAGAGAUUCUUUGAGAGCAUUGUCACUCACCCAACUUUUGACCAGAUGGAUUUCCUUCUAAUCCUAACAAAGUUUGAUCUCUUUGAGAAGAAGAUAGAACAGGUCCCGCUAACCGAGUGUGAGUGGUUCGAUGACUUCCACCCUCUUGUCAGCCGCCAUCACAGCAACAGCAGGAGCAACAGCAACAGCAACAGCAUUAAUUACAGCCCGACGCUCGGUCAGCUGGGCUUCCACUAUGUGGCGGUGAAGUUCAAACGGCUUUAUGCCUCACUCACAGGUCGGAACUUAUAUGUUGCCUUGGUGAAGGGAUUGGAGCGUGGCAGCGUUGAUGCGGCUCUAAAGUAUGCGAGGGAGAUUUUGAAGUGGGAAGAGGAGAGAGCGAACUUCAGCUUGAGUGAAUACUCGAUGUACAGCAUGGAGGGGAGCUCUUAGUGCAGGCAUUCAUACCGGGGGGAAAGCGUGUAAAUUGAACCUCCGAGCGGGCAUUACUGUAGGUAAUGUACAUAUAACGUGCUGUAAAUUUUAAGACGGGAGUCUUUUCUUCGACCUAUUGUGAUUGACGGAAUGGAGGCCAUUUCUAUGAGAGUUUGGAAUGCACCGCAAACUUAGGCUUGUUUGUGGAAUUCGCAAGGAAGGUGUGGUGAUGUUUGAGUUGUGGCGGGAAUGUUUAAUGCCUUUUCUUUUUCUCUAUCUUGAGUAGCUUUGCGAGAUUUGUUCCGCGAUGUGAAUUAAUUGAAUGCAAUAUAGUUUGGAAAUGUAUCACAUAGCUUGUGUUUUGUA
Messenger RNA from Eucalyptus grandis, 3560 nucleotides. RefSeq names its product extra-large guanine nucleotide-binding protein 1. NCBI's taxonomy places the organism in Eukaryota, Viridiplantae, Streptophyta, Magnoliopsida, Myrtales, Myrtaceae. Bases 396 to 3212 code for a protein of 938 amino acids. The transcript has 8 exons. Gene Ontology annotation, molecular function: G-protein beta/gamma-subunit complex binding; GTPase activity; guanyl nucleotide binding. The record is from RefSeq and is a predicted model, not a curated record. Gene Ontology annotation, biological process: G protein-coupled receptor signaling pathway.